This is a messenger RNA of Aureococcus anophagefferens, 507 nucleotides long. RefSeq lists its product as hypothetical. Bases 1 to 507 code for a protein of 168 amino acids. The transcript has 2 exons. The record is from RefSeq and is a predicted model, not a curated record. NCBI's taxonomy places the organism in Eukaryota, Pelagophyceae, Pelagomonadales, Pelagomonadaceae. Gene Ontology annotation, molecular function: SUMO conjugating enzyme activity. Gene Ontology annotation, cellular component: nucleus. Gene Ontology annotation, biological process: protein sumoylation.
AUGUCUCUCGCCACGGGCCGCCUGCGCGAGGAGCGCAAGGCCUGGCGCAAGGAUCACCCCGUGGGCUUCGUGGCGCGGCCCCGGAACGCGCCCGACGGCUCGACGGACUUGAUGGUCUGGGACGCGGUGAUUCCAGGCAAGAGCGGCGGCCUGUGGGACAACUGCGAGCUCAAGCUCGAGCUCACGUUCGGCGACGACUACCCGGUGACCGCGCCCAUCGUGAAAUUCAAGCCCAUCCUCUGGCACAUGAACGUCUGGGCCGACGGCCGCAUCUGCCUCAACCUGCUCAACGCCGAGGACGGCACGUGGCACGGCAAGUGGCAGCCGUCGAUCACGAUCAAGCAGGUGCUCCUCGCGAUCCAGGAGCUGCUCGACAACCCGUUCCCCGCGGGCGCGCGGCCCGAGGUCCAGGGCAUGUGGGAGAAGAACCGGCCCGCGUACGACAAGCGGAUCAAGGAGGAGGCGGCCAAGUACCGCGCCACGAGCGACGUCAUCGAGAUCGAGUAA